Molecule: messenger RNA, 2530 nt
Organism: Phytophthora infestans T30-4
Lineage: Eukaryota; Oomycota; Peronosporomycetes; Peronosporales; Peronosporaceae
Product: tRNA (uracil-5-)-methyltransferase
Exons: 1
Coding region: 3-2450 (815 amino acids)
Biological process (GO): RNA processing
Molecular function (GO): RNA methyltransferase activity; nucleic acid binding
Source: RefSeq, a predicted model, not a curated record
CGAUGGACAGCAAGGAUGAGGUGCACGCUGCUCAGGGCAACGAUGCGCACCAGGAGGAAGAUGUCAAGGCGAUCGUGAUGAACUACGGCAAGUGGAAGGACGCGAAGGCGCUGACCGAGCUGCUGCAUCAGAAGGGCGUGAGCUUCCUCAAAGUACAGAAGUCGCGUCAAUUGUCGUUUGGCUUUGUAGUUUUUAACUCCAAGGAGGAGCGUGCUGCGGCCAUGCCGAAGCUUCAAACUAUCCAAUGGAAUGGUGAACUACUGGAAGUGAAGGACGCGCUUCCCAAGAAGAGCAUGAAGCCCAUUCGCAAGCGCAACAAGCGCGAAUCUGACAAUAAGCAGGGCGAGGACCAGCAGAAGGAGCAACAGGAGGACGUCUCGCAGCGUGACGUGCGCGACGUGGUCACUCCAUGGGCCUCUGUGCCCUAUGACGAGCAACUCGAACGCAAGGAGGCGGAGAUGAAGAAAGUACUGGUCAAAAUUGUGCGUCACACCCGUAAAGAGUUCGGCAAGAAGGAGAAGCGCGUGGCUCAAGACCAACGCAAUGUAGCCAAGAAGAAACGCAAAAUGGAGAGCGAACAGGAAGGGAACGCUGACAAGGUGAAGCCUGCGGAGAGUUAUGUGGACGACGCGAAGCCUCAGUACGCUCUGAAGAUCCCCAACUGGCUCAACAGCCACGGAUCGAUCUUUGUUGUAGCCAAUAGCGUGCUGUACUCGCGUGCUCACGAAGCGGAUGCUGACACGCCCUGGAUGCGUGUGGCAGACGCUGCUGAUGUGGUAGCCAUCGUGUCGUUCGGUAGCGAGUUGGUAGCUGCCAAGACAGACAACGCCAUCUACGCUCUCAAGCCAGACAAGUCGUCAAAUGGGAAUCUGACGUGGGAGAAGAUCUGCAGUGGACCGAAGGGGGCUCAGAUCACAUCGUUCGCCUCUCUGCGUGGCACGCUAGUGAGCUGUACGAGCGACGGGAAGAUUUACAAGCAGGAGGGAACAGGUCGCUUCGCUUCGGGCGAGUGGAAGCUGCUGGGUGACGUCCCUGGCGCUACUGUGAUCGGUCUACACAAUGGCUACUUGUACGCUCUUAGUCCUACUGCCUCGUCGUGGUCACGCGCUCCACAAGAUGGUACUGCGCUGGAAGCUCUUAAGUUCGAGACGUUUGAUGUGGAGAUGCCCAAGGCGCUUGGGAUCACGUCGCACAACACUCAAUUUAUUCUGCUGACGUCGGAAGCUCUGCAGUUCGUGCAACAAGACGGUACAGUGAAGGCCACAGUGGCGUUGACGGAGGAAAUCAAGGGAGCCAAGCUUACGGGCUUUGCGAGUCACAACGGCCUGUGCUGUCCUAUGGACUCUAUCCACGCGUCUCCAGUGACCGAAGGAUACCGGAACAAGUGCGAGUUCAGCUUCGGAUUCGACAAGGAGGACAAACCGUGUGUGGGUUUCCGUCUCGGUCUCUUCCGUGAAGGUUCCGUGGUCGUCAGUAAGCCGGACGAGUGCAUCAACGUAUCGAAGGAGAUGAAGGCGGUGUGUGCUGUGAUGCAGAACAUUGUGGAGACGUCGGAUGUUCCCGUGUACAGCGUCACUACCAAGAGCGGCGUGUGGCGUGUGCUGACGGUGCGUCAGAGUGUCAGUACGGGAGAACUCAUGGUCAUGGUGCAAGUGAACCUGGUGGGCAAGACCCCUGAAGAGCGAGCUGCAGUUAAAGAUCUGGUGGUCAAGCGCUUAACCGACGAGAGCAACGCGUUCAAGAUCACGUCUGUCUUCAUUCAGGAGUACGAAGGGCUCUCCGCUCCUUCCGAUAACGACCCGGUAGAGCACGUGUACGGCAAGACGAAGCUCGAGGAACACCUACUGGGGAUGCGCUUCUCAGUCUCUCCGAACGCCUUCUUUCAAGUCAACACGCAUGGCGCAGAGAAGCUGUACUCGCUGGUGAAACAAUACGCCAACGCAGACGAACACACGCUGCUGUAUGACGUGUGCUGUGGCACCGGUACGAUCGGUAUCUGCGCGUCGGAAGGUGUGGGUAAAGUGGUGGGUAUCGAGAUCUGCAAGCCUGCCACGGACGACGCACAGGUGAACGCAAUUCUCAACAACGUCCAGAACGUGAGCUUUGUCAACUCGAAGGCCGAGGAUGUGAUGAAAAGUCUGCUGCAGAAGAAACGAGACGAGAGCGAGAAGCACCUGAACCGCGUUGUGGCCAUCGUGGACCCUCCGCGUGCUGGUCUUCACCACAAUGUGCUGCGUGCUCUGCGUGCCUGUCCGCCAGUCGAGCGUAUCGUAUACGUGUCGUGCAAUCCCACCAACUCUCUGGUGCGAGACGCCGUCACACUGUGUGGUCCCAGCACCAAGUCCCUCCAGGGCCAGGCGUUCGAGCCCGUACACGCCGUACCCGUCGACAUGUUCCCGCACACGCCACACUGUGAGAUGAUCAUCGUCUUCGAUCGUGUCAAGAACUAGAGAACGAAGCUGGAGUUAAGUUGUAAAACCCCCACUCUCAUACAAAGCAUGGAUAUCUAAAAACAUGAACUCCACGUAUC